CGCGCCCCGCUAGAGCGGCCGGGGCCGCGGGGCCGCGGGGCACGCCGGGAAGGGGACGGCCUCCCGCAGACCUCCCGCCCUCCGCCGCCAUGGCGCCGCCGCCGCCGCCUCUCGCCGCCCUCCUCCUCCUCUUUCUCCUCCUCCUCCUGCUGCCGCCGCCGCCGCCGGCAGCCGGUGCCUGGGACGCGGCCGGGUACCUGCUGUACUGCCCCUGCAUGGGCCGCUUCGGGAACCAGGCCGAGCACCUGCUGGGCGCCCUCGCCUUCGCCCGAGCCCUCAACCGCACGCUGGCCGUGCCGCCGUGGAUCGAGUACCGGCACCACCGGCCGCCAUACACCAACCUGCACGUCCCCUACGAGCAGUACUUCAGGCUGCAGCCGCUGCUGCGCUACCACCGCGUGCUGAGCCUCGAGGAGUUCAUGGCGGAGCUGGCGCCGCGGCACUGGCCGCCCGGGGAGCGCGUGGCGUACUGCUUCGAGGCGGCGGCGCAGAGGAGCGCGGACAGGAGCAGCUGUCCCAUGAAGGAUGGAAAUCCCUUUGGCCCGUUCUGGGAUCAGUUCAAGGUGGAUUUUGAUAAGUCUGAACUCUUCAAGGGAAUCUCCUUCAGUCCUGCAUACAAGGACCAGUGGAUCCAAAGGUUUCCACCAUCUGAGCACCCCGUACUUGCCUUACCCGGGGCUCCAGCCCAGUUCCCGGUCCUAGAGGAGCACCGCCCCCUCCAGAAGUACAUCGUGUGGUCUGACGAAAUGGUGAAGAAAGGAGACGCCUACAUUCAUUCCCUGCUGGUUAGGCCGUAUGUAGGAAUUCACCUGAGGAUCGGCUCGGAUUGGAAAAAUGCUUGUAACAUGUUAAAGGACGGGACAGCCGGGUCCCACUUCAUGGCGUCACCUCAGUGCGUGGGCUAUGACCGAAGCACGGCUGUGCCCCUCACCAUGGACAUGUGCCUGCCGGACCUCAAAGAGAUCAAACGUGCCCUCAAGCUGUGGGUGAAAAAGACGGAAGCUAAAUCUGUUUAUAUUGCUACUGAUUCCGAGCCCUACGCAAAGGAAAUACAGCAGUUCUUCCAAGGAAAGGUCAAAGUCGUAAGCCUGCAGCCGGAGGUGGCUCAGAUCGAUUUGUAUAUUCUUGGCCAGUCCGAUCACUUCAUCGGGAACUGCGUCUCUUCCUUCACUGCCUUCGUAAAAAGAGAGCGUGACGUGCAUGGAAAACCCUCUUCGUUUUUUGGCAUGGACCACCCGCCGAGGUUACGGGAUGAGUUCUGACCAAAAGAGGAACAGGCUUGAUAGUUCUCAGAGCUCUGAGCGCGGUACCUCGCUGAGGGACCACUCGGGUGCUAACGGUGUUCUCCGCUGUGCAGAGCACACUGCCGGGCUGCCGCACGCCUGUUUCCAGCUCCUGGGUACUCCUCACAGUCACUCUUCUGUCUGACCUCUCUUCUGUGUUUCCAGGGCGAUACCAGACAGAAAAGAAAUUUUAAAUCAUGAAGUUUGUAGGAAACUGGAAACUGUAAACUAUAUGCAUACAGUUCUUAUGAUGUAGUUUAUAUCUCUCUCCAUCCUCAUUUUUGGGGGUUUGCCAACAAUUACAAAGAAGCUGCUC
This is a messenger RNA of Cygnus olor (mute swan), 1599 nucleotides long. RefSeq names its product protein O-fucosyltransferase 1 (gene POFUT1). The record is from RefSeq and is a predicted model, not a curated record. Gene Ontology annotation, molecular function: peptide-O-fucosyltransferase activity. The coding region runs from base 90 to 1262 and encodes 390 amino acids. Gene Ontology annotation, biological process: Notch signaling pathway; regulation of Notch signaling pathway; protein O-linked glycosylation via fucose. Lineage: Eukaryota; Metazoa; Chordata; Aves; Anseriformes; Anatidae. Gene Ontology annotation, cellular component: endoplasmic reticulum. The transcript has 7 exons.